Molecule: messenger RNA, 972 nt
Organism: Cutaneotrichosporon cavernicola
Lineage: Eukaryota; Fungi; Basidiomycota; Tremellomycetes; Trichosporonales; Trichosporonaceae
Exons: 2
Coding region: 1-972 (323 amino acids)
Biological process (GO): carbohydrate metabolic process
Molecular function (GO): hydrolase activity, hydrolyzing O-glycosyl compounds
Source: RefSeq, a predicted model, not a curated record
AUGCCCAAGCCACUCGUGACCCACCUCUACACUGCCGACCCAUCGGCGCAUGUCUUUGACGGCAAGAUCUACAUCUACCCGAGCCAUGACCGGGAGAACGACCAUGUCUUCAACGACAAGGGCGACCAGUACGACAUGGUCGACUACCACGUACUCUCACUUUCUGAGGUGGGCGGGGAGGUGACGGACCAUGGGGUUGCGAUUAGUGCAAAGGACGUGCCUUGGGUCGAUAAACAGAUGUGGGCUCCCGACUGUGCGCGUGGCAAGGACGGGCGGUAUUACCUCUACUUUCCGGCGCGUGCGCGUGAUGGUAUCUUUCGCAUUGGCGUGGCGGUGGCUGACCGGCCCGAGGGCCCGUUCAAGCCCGAGCCCGAGGCGAUGAAGGGGUCGUUCAGUAUCGACCCGGCGACAUUUGUCGAUGACGACGGGACCGCGUAUUGCUACUUUGGCGGACUGUGGGGUGGGCAGCUGCAGUGCUACAACUCGGACGGCACAGAGUACAACCAUGACGCUCCGGAGGAACCAAGUGGCAAGGGCGUCAAGGCGCUGGGCCCGCGUGUUGCGCGCCUCCGCGAUGACAUGCUCGAGUUUGAUGAGGGUGUCCGUGAGCUCGUCAUCACGCUCCAUGGUGAAGCCGUGCAGGCGGACGACCAUGAGAAGCGCUUCUUCGAGGCGGCAUGGAUGCACAAGCACGCGGGCAAGUAUUACUUCUCGUAUUCGACCGGAGACACACACCUCCUCGCGUACGCUAUUGGUGAUAGCCCGUACGGCCCCUUUGAGUAUGCUGGCACGAUUCUAGAGCCUGUACUAGGAUGGACGACGCACCACUCGAUCGUCGAGGACUUUAAAGGCAAGACGUACCUCUUCUACCACGACUGUGAGCUCAGCAAGGGAGUCGACCACCUUCGCUCAGUCAAGAUGCGCGAGAUCAAGUAUGACGAGGACGGCAAGAUCAUCAAGCAGAAGCCAUAG